Molecule: messenger RNA, 348 nt
Organism: Prorocentrum cordatum
Lineage: Eukaryota; Dinophyceae; Prorocentrales; Prorocentraceae
Source: the annotation of a GenBank genome assembly
GUGGCUCGCCGCGGCCUGGACGCCUCCCGCUGCGUGGAGAAGUCCGAUCUGGCCGGCCUGCUGCGCAGCGCGGAGGCCGCCGAAGUGGAGGAGAUCCUGCGGGGCUGCGCGCUCGAGAGGUACCUGCCCAGACUUCGGGAGCUCGGCCUCGACAGCGUGGCCUCGAUCGGCGGCAUGCGGGAAGAGGACCUGCGGGUCCAGGUCGGCAUGCUCGCCGGGCACGUGCGGAGGCUGCUGGGGGCGCUCGAGCUGCACAGGGCGGGCGCCGAGGGCGCCGCGGGCAGCGCCGCGGCCGCGGGCGCCGCCGACGCCAAGGGAGCCGCGGCAGCGAACGCCUCGGCAGCGGCA